UGUAUAUUGCUAUAUUCAUGUUCGCGAUUUUUGUUCUUCCUUAUUCUCAAUCUUCAUAAUCGGAUGAAAUCGAGGACUCAAUUCUGUUUUGUCAGGCUGAUUUUUUACGUUGGCUUUUGAGCUUUUUGCAGCUCUUUUCAUCAAUGUAAGAUGGAUUUGGUCAAAGAAAAUUAUGGUGACGCCGAUGACAACGAGGAUGGAUCUCCCGAACAGUCGGUUUCUCAGGAAAAUUCUGAAAUAUGCGAUGAGUUUUCAGAACCAGAGGUUUCUCCUCGAGUUGGUGACAAAUAUCAAGUUGAAGUUCCUCCUCUGUUGUUGAAAUCAGAUAUGAACUUGUUUCAGUGUUGCAAGGAGGCAGAAAUUCAGGAUAGUAGGCUCCAUGAAGUCUUUGUUGGAUUGCCCGUUCGGGUAAUGUGGAUUUCCGAGCAAGCUCGUUGGAUGGAACGUAAGCUAUGUGAAGAUACAGUUGAGAAAUGCAACAGAAAUGAGGUCUUGAAAGUUGAAUCAUUUGAAGAUGAACAGGUAGGCAAUGGUGCAAAGUCGAACAUUGAGGCAACGGAAGUAAUAACAGGCAGUACAAUAGAUGUCGCCUUGCCGAAAGAAACCGUUCUUGUGACAGAUACAGAUCAGAAGGAUAAUACCGAUGGCGGCUGUCUGGUUCCCGGUGUCUCGGGUGAGCCUUGGAGUGAUGGAGAAGAGGCGAGUUUCCUUCUUGGUUUAUACAUAUUUGGUAAAAACCUUGUUUUGGUGAAGAAGUUUGUUGGAAGCAAACAGAUGGGGGAUGUUCUGUCGUUCUACUAUGGAAGGUUUUAUCGGUCGGAAAAAUACCGCCGAUGGUCUGAAUGUCGGAAAGCUCGAGGCAGAAAGUGUAUCUUCGGACCGAGAUUGUUUAAAGGUUGGAGACUACAGGAAUUGGUAUCGCGGUUGCUACCUCGUCUAGCAGAGGGUAACAAGAAUGCAUUAAUGGAGGUAUUGACUAUGUUUCUUUUUCUUCAAUCAAGACUGUUUACUGCAUUUGAUUAUUCUUUCGUUUUUCUCAAUGAAAGUACGGUUUCUGUUGCACGGUUUCUGUUGCACGGUCAGGUCACGAAAGCGUUCAGCGAUGGCAAAAGUUCUUUUGAAGAGUAUGUGUUUGCUUUGAAGGCUACGGUUGGAACGGAAGCUUUUGUCGAGGCAGUGGGGAUCGGUAACGGGAAGCAAGAUCUUACAGUAGUUUCGAUGGAUCCAUUAAAAUCGAAUCACGUUUCGUCUCUCCGCCCCGAGAUACCAAUUGGGAAAGCAUGUUCUGCCCUUACUCCCUUGGAAAUUGUCAACUAUCUAACAGGUGAUUUCAGGUUGAGCAAAGCCCGGUCGAAUGAUCUCUUUUGGGAAGCUGUUUGGCCCCGUUUGCUUGCUCGGGGAUGGCACUCCGAGCAGCCGAGGAAUGUUUUUACUGCUGGUGCAAAGCAUUCAUUGGUCUUUCUCGUCCCGGGUAUCAAAAAGUUUUCGAGGAGAAAGCUCGUAAGGGGAAAUCACUAUUUCGAUUCAGUCAGCGACGUCCUUGGUAAAGUCGCUUUGGAUCCUGGACUACUUGAGCUUGACAACAAUGCCGAUAACGGUAGUAAGAGCAAGGAAGAAAAUGGGUGGACCGACGACUCGAAAAUUGACCAAGACGAUUUUCCUUCUCAACAACGCCAUUGUUAUCUCAAACCGAGAACUCCAGCCAACACCGAUUUUGUGAAGUUUACCGUGGUCGACACCAGUCUGGCUAAUGGAAAUGCCUCAAAAGUCCGAGAACUUAGAAGCUUACCACUUGACUUACUGAAUGUUUCUACGUCGAGAUCUCAUUUCGAAAAUAACGACCUAUAUUCUUCCAGUGAGUCAAUGGAGGAGUCUGAUUCCGAAGAGGACCGACGUUCUAGCAAGGCCGAAACUGCUGGUACCUCUCGAGCCUGGGGAAGAAACAAGAAACAAAAGGUCUGCUCGAAUGGACAUUAUUCUCCAUCUGAUUCUACUGAUUCACCUGCAGAAGUUUUGAAGGAACACAGCUGCAUACCAUCCGAUAGCACGCGAUCUCAGAACGGUAUUGUGCACGAGUUUGGCCAAAAAUCGAGAUCGAUCAGUAAAGGAAAGCCUUCUAAUGUCACCAAAAAACGCAGGAGACUAAACACUUUUGGUUCGAAGUGUACAAGUAAUAUUUCAGUACCUACCAAACCGAAAAACGAUGCCUGCUGCUCUAAAGACGGUCCCGGUACUAGUAAGAACGUCCUGCCUGGAUGCAGUCCCAUAUCUAGCCAUGAUGGAAACCCAAAUGAUAUCGCUCUCAAUCAUUCUCGUGCCUUAAUAGACAUAAACUUGUCUGUUCCUCUCGACGUGAAAACCGACAAACCUAUUAUAACGCAAACGAGAGAAGAACAACCUGACCAAACAAGCAAGGAACCAGACCAUCCCAGUGUAGCUAGAACUUCUGAAGUCCCAAGCAUUUCUGAUCAGCAACAUUGUCUGAAUUCAAGGAGAGUCGGUAGUCGAAACCGACCCCCGACAGCUCGAGCACUGGAAGCACGAGCUCUAGGAUUGUUGGAUGUCAAGCAAAAGCGAAAGCAUAAAGAUCCAUUUCUGGAAGGGAACUCGAUGAUGAGGCCGCCACGACGUGCUCGUCCAAAGGUAAGACCUGAGAACUUGGGAAUUAGCAUUGAAAAAUUAGAGAUUGAAGAUAGAGCAGUAGUUGUUAGUUCAUGCAACAGUAAUAGCAAUAGUAUUAGUGAGGUGUUAUCUAAGCUUGAAACUUAAUCCCUCAAAAAGAAUUUACUUCUUGAUUUGUCUUAUUUAUUGUGGCAUAUAUAUUGGUAUCACUCUUGAAGUCUUCUCU
Molecule: messenger RNA, 2848 nt
Organism: Cucurbita pepo subsp. pepo (vegetable marrow)
Lineage: Eukaryota; Viridiplantae; Streptophyta; Magnoliopsida; Cucurbitales; Cucurbitaceae
Source: RefSeq, a predicted model, not a curated record